AUGUCUAUUACCACGGAACUCGCAAAUUCGGUACCCACAAGCCCCGAUGAAUACCAGGGGUGGCUUCAACAUAUGCGUGAUGAGUAUUCCGACAUCGCCAAGACCUUUGAAGAAGGUCUCUUUACCAUAUCAAUGGACGAAUUUGUCGACAAGCCUGGUUGUGAAGAUACCGCUACAGCGCAUGUCAGCGACAAAGAAAGGGCCCUCGGGGAUCUGAAACCAGUAUUAUCAACAGGCUAUUAUAUGCCUCCCCCGAGCGAGUUUGAUAUUAGUGAGGCCUACAUCUUCGACCUUGACAGAGAGAUUUUCGGAAUCCACAAUUACGGUUUCUAUCACAUGUCCCAGAUACCUCGCCCUUUCCCGAGCCUCUUGUACCAAGCCCGAAAUUACUGGCUAGUUAAGGUCAGAUAUUCUGGGACUCCCAGGUGUAUCACGACCGACGAUGUGCAGUCAAUCCCACUAACCCAUGAUCCAACCCUGGCUUUCUCGCAAUUGAAGCCGACCACGGUCAUCCCAAAGAAGGAUUCAAAGUUAAGCCAUAUGCCAUGUUUUGUGGCUUUCAAACGGCUUUAUGAGCUCUUCAUCAAAAGGUACAAUGACGAGCUACGCGAGGCCCAAGACUGCUGUGUCGAAUCGGAUUUUUUGUUUAAGGAGCUGGUCUUCGCCUUUCUCUGUUUCACUUCUUGCUCCCCAGAGUGGCUUCGGAUCGUGUCAGGUCCAGACAUACUGCACAAGGCAAGUAAUAGGUGGGAGAGCUGGGCUUAUGGAGCCAUACUCGAUAACGAGUCCCGAAAACCCAAGGAGUUUACCACAAUUUUUCUCCGAGGGUUUCACGUAGAAGGUAGGGAAGCGGGAAGCGCACCGAAGUCCACUUCAUACUGGUUCUCAGGAGUCCUCGUGUACCUGAGGCGUGAUAUAACCUCACGUGGAAAGUUCCAAGAUGCGAUCGUAUCGGCAGUCGAGAGGGGGAAAGCUGAUGGGCAGACGCAUUUCCAUGCCAUCAUUAUAUCUCUCAAGCACUUCAUUCUGCUCAAGUUCGCUGAUGGAAGUGUCCAACAUACCAAGCGAUUUAAUGUCAAUGAGCGCCCUGGGCGUAUUAAAGAGAAAGACCUUCCUUCGACAAGCGAUGUUGCUCAAGAUGAUCCCGACCAUGAUUGGUCCGAGAACGCCGACGUUGCCGUCUUCGACAUAAUGGCUCAUUUCUUUGAUGCUGUGCAAAACGAGGGGCUGAAGCCGACCACGAUGCAUAAUGAGGGGGUAUUCCCGAAUGAAGUGUAUCAAAGAAUCAUACACCAUGCGGAUCUGCAGACCAACACUGCAUGCCACAAGGUCUCCCGAGUUUUUCGAGACAUUGCUUCGAAGACAUUCAUCAUGAGAGGUGGGCUGAAACUAGUUUACCGCGCUGGGAAAGAGCCCGAAUGUUUCAGCGACACUCUUGGUUCUGUAGGUCGCUUUAGCCCGAAGAUCUCAUACAAAUCCCCUUUCACGACCUGGGGAAUAUUCCCAUAUAGACGUGAGCCGAGGACAGAGACCAUUAUGUGGAUUCCUGUCUUUGGAAAGCCUGAUGGUUCUGCCAGCGCGGCUCCAAACAUCGUCCUAGAACUUCCUUCAAAAGGACCCUCGAGCGGUUUCAUCCCAAAUCGCCCCAGUCGAAGACGCACGUUUGUAGUUGAUUAA
Xylaria bambusicola is the source of this 1677-nucleotide messenger RNA. RefSeq lists its product as uncharacterized. The transcript is spliced from 4 exons. The record is from RefSeq and is a predicted model, not a curated record. NCBI's taxonomy places the organism in Eukaryota, Fungi, Ascomycota, Sordariomycetes, Xylariales, Xylariaceae. The coding region runs from base 1 to 1677 and encodes 558 amino acids.